Messenger RNA from Drosophila nasuta, 948 nucleotides. RefSeq lists its product as uncharacterized. The coding region runs from base 72 to 356 and encodes 94 amino acids. NCBI's taxonomy places the organism in Eukaryota, Metazoa, Arthropoda, Insecta, Diptera, Drosophilidae. The transcript is spliced from 4 exons. The record is from RefSeq and is a predicted model, not a curated record.
UUGCAGCUCAGCCAGCAACAACAACAACAAUAACAAAAAUACAUCAGCUAUAAAAACCCAACUCAAUCAACAUGAAAUUCUUAGUCACCAUUGCUGCUCUCUGCCUGUGCCUGGCCUUUGCUGCCGGCCAGCAAUACUUCCUAGGACAAUUCCCCGGUCGCUCACGUUUCGCCUACGAUCCUUUGGCGCUGGCGCCCUCCACUCAGGCGGCUCAAGUGCGCGAUCCCCGUCAGAACAGAGGCCCCGUUGUGUUCCCUCCCUCGCCACCAGACGCAAUUGAGGAGUCGAGCGGUGUUGUUGUUGGCGCCUCUGGUUUCGGUUUUGUGCCUCCGCAACAAAGCACAAUCUUUGGUUAAAUGCACACACACACAAACACACACACACUAGCAAAAGCACACACACCAGCACACCACACUCCACACACAACACAAGAAAUACACACAUUAAGCACCCACAUAAAUAGCAAAUAGCAAAAAGCUAAAAACAAAAAAAAAGCAAUGCCAUGCUGCACCGGAAACGGAAAUGCGCGUCACAGUUAAUUGCAAUUUGAGCGCUUGCAGCACUCAAUCAACCAACAAUCAACCUCGAUCCCCGAUCCCCCCGCAGCCCUAACCACAUGUCCUCCUAUCCCAACGCACACACCACACAAACACUCAAGCACAUGCUAAUAAUAAUACUAGUAAUGCUAAUGAUAAUAAUAAAUAUACGAUAUUAGUUGUUUAUUAGGUAUUAUUUAAUUUAAUUCUAUUGUUAUCGAUAUUUGCUGCCAACACAAUUCACCUUAAUUGCGCUUUUCAAUUUUGAUUUUAUUUUGUUUUAUUAUUUUUAUUUGCCAGCAUAAACCAUAUUUAUGAUAUAUGUUCUAAAUUCUCACCUUUUUAUGAUUUUGUAACUCGAAUUUAUUUUUAAACUAAAUUAUAAAUAAAAACAAAUUUACAUAUAAACAAA